CAAUUCAAACCCAUUAAAGGCAGGGUAGUCGAGUUUCUCAUUAUCCAUUACCCUAUAAUAAAUUUACAAUUUACAAAUCGUUCACACUUUCCUUAAAAUCGAUCAGCCAUCAGAGAUUAUUUGGGUUCGUUGGGUAUAAUGGCUUUGACUAAUGAUCAUAUUCACGGUGACAUUUUGGAAGUGGUGCUUUCGUACGUGCCGCUUGUGGAUUUGGUGCCGGCGUCGGCUGUGUCAAAGUCAUGGAACUCCGCCGUGACGGCGUCUCUCCGGUGGCUCAACAAGCCGAAGCCGUGGUUGUUGGUUCACACGCAGAGCACGCGGUGGCCAUACGAGAUGGCGACACGCGCCUACGACCAUCGCUCUUGCGCGUGGGUGGAGGUGUCGAACCCGGCCGCCAAGUACGUGUCGGCCCUCCGUUCCUCGCACUCCAACCUGCUUUACAUGUUGUCCCCGACGACGUUUUCGUUUUCCUUCGACGCGCUCAACGUCGCGUGGCGCCACGUCGAGGCGCCGAAGGUGUGGCGGACGGACCCCAUCGUGGCGCACGUGGGCGGCUACAUCGUCGUCGCCGGCGGCACGUGCGACUUCGAGGACGACCCCCUCGCGGUGGAGAUUUACAACGUGGGGGCUGGCACGUGGGAGGCGUGCGAGUCCAUGCCGGCGAUUCUUAAAGAUUCGUCGGCGUCCACGUGGCUCUCGAUCGCCACCGCCGCCGAUAAGCUCAUCGUCACCGAAAAACUCACCGGCGCUACCCACUGCUUCGACCCGGAGACGAAGAACUGGUCCGGACCCUACGAUUUACGCCCCGAUCAAAGGGUCUCUCUCUCCAUCAUCGGAUCCUCCGAAAACCGGCUAAUUCUAGUCGGAGCAAUCGGGGACAUCGGGAACAUCGAAGGGAUAAAAAUAUGGGAAGUCAACACCGACAACUUUGAGUGCCAGGAGAUCGGCGAGAUGCCGGCGGGUUUUGUCAAGAAACUGAAGAGCGAGACGUUUGGAAUAUCUUCCAUUAGCCUCUGCAUGUCGGGAGAUUACGCCCACAUAUACAACGCGUCGGAGGCGGAGGAGGUGGUGGUGUGUGAGCUGGACGCCGCCGCUGGAGGCUGCGAGUGGCGGAGCUUCAAGAAUGUGGUGGCCGGAGACGGAAAUAACAGAAUGGAGAGGGUGGUGUUAACGUCGUCGGAAGUUUCUCUGGGCGAAUUGCGGCGAGCUAUGGGAUCGGAGAAAGCUAGGUUUACGGUUAAGAUGUAAGGUGCGAAGUGCUCUGUGGUUUGAUGAUUCCGGUCUAAUCCCAAAUGAGGAUUGUAUGUUGUGUUGUUUGGUUGAGGGAAUAUCGUAUCCGCAAUCUCAUGUUUGGUUCUAAAAUUAAACUAUAGUGCCCCAUUUGCUCUA
Molecule: messenger RNA, 1389 nt
Organism: Ipomoea nil (Japanese morning glory)
Lineage: Eukaryota; Viridiplantae; Streptophyta; Magnoliopsida; Solanales; Convolvulaceae
Product: F-box/kelch-repeat protein At1g23390-like
Exons: 1
Coding region: 139-1248 (369 amino acids)
Biological process (GO): proteasome-mediated ubiquitin-dependent protein catabolic process
Cellular component (GO): nucleus; cytosol
Molecular function (GO): protein binding
Source: RefSeq, a predicted model, not a curated record